AUGGCCAACGGUUAUCUUGAAGCGGGCUACGGCCUGCAGCUUGUGGCCAACUACUGGAUCGAAAAGGCCCAAAUGGGCAAAGAGAACUUGGAGCUUGCGGGCAAAGCCCUCCAGAAGAUCCGAGCGAUGCAGGCUGCUCGCAUGCUCGUUGACAUGGUCAGCGUUGACUCCCCCAAGAAGACGGUUGCCGAGACCGGCGCUUCUACCAUCAACGGCGUCACCCCAACUGCGGCGGACAUCAAAUUGAUCUAUGCCCUGAUUACGAGCUUCAACUCGAAGCCCGAUGUUGACUGGGACAACGUUACUACCGCCACUAGUAGUAAUAGUGCGAAGAGUUAA
Molecule: messenger RNA, 339 nt
Organism: Canariomyces notabilis
Lineage: Eukaryota; Fungi; Ascomycota; Sordariomycetes; Sordariales; Chaetomiaceae
Exons: 2
Coding region: 1-339 (112 amino acids)
Source: RefSeq, a predicted model, not a curated record